Maniola jurtina (meadow brown) is the source of this 1767-nucleotide messenger RNA. RefSeq names its product microfibrillar-associated protein 1 (gene Mfap1). The record is from RefSeq and is a predicted model, not a curated record. Bases 151 to 1476 code for a protein of 441 amino acids. Gene Ontology annotation, biological process: mRNA splicing, via spliceosome. Gene Ontology annotation, molecular function: RNA binding. Lineage: Eukaryota; Metazoa; Arthropoda; Insecta; Lepidoptera; Nymphalidae. Gene Ontology annotation, cellular component: U2-type spliceosomal complex. The transcript has 9 exons.
UAUAUUCUCUUUACCCAAGUCUCUACCUAUCAUAAUAAUUUUUUACUGUCUAAUUAAAUUCCUUUGGAAAUGUUGUAAUCACAGCGUUCAUUAUUAUGUUGUAAUAUUUUUUUCAAAAACAUUUGAACACAUUCAAAAACACUAUUCAAAAUGAAUGUCCUGCCAGCGCAACCUAUUGGGAUACAAAGCACAGCGGGCGCUGUGCCUAUACGAAAUGAAAAAGGUGAGAUUUCUAUGCAAAAAGUGAAAGUACAAAGAUACAUAUCAGGCAAGAAACCAGACUAUGCUCAAGGAGUGUCAUCAUCUGAGGAGUCAGACACUGAGGAUUUUAUAGAACAGCAAAGACCAGAGAGGAGGCAUCAGAUUGCACAAAUAAUCAGCAGAAAAGAAGAGCAGCACAGUGAUACAGAAAAAGAAGUUGAUGAUCCACGUCUGCGCCGUCUACGCGAUGCGGCACAUUCCCCGCCUCGGCGCGCUGAGCACAAGCCUGAAAUCAUUGAUGCUGAACCAGAGCCAGAGUCCGAGUCCAGUGAGGAUGAAGCUAAACACAGCUCUGAAAGCGAGGAUGACUUGGAUGAGGAAGAGAUUGAGAGGCGCCGACAGGCAGUUAAAGCUAAACUAGCUGCUAGGGAAGCAGAAAAAGAAGUUCUAGGCCGAGAUGAGGAUGAAGAAAUGUUGGAUGGUGCAAAAGAGGAAAGUGGUUCAUCUGACACAGAAUAUACAGACAGUGAAGAAGAUACAGGACCAAGAGUAAAGCCAGUGUUUGUAAGAGCCUCAGAGAGAAUGACUGUAGCGGAAAGAGAGCGGAAAAUGAAACAACAGAAAAAGGAAGAGUCUGAAGCGAGAAAAGAGAAGGAGGAGAAGAGGAGAGAAGCUUUAAAGUUAGUUGAAGAGACCAUUCGGUCUGAACAAAGAAAUACACAGUCGGAACAUAAAGAGGGCAACAUAAAUGACGUUUGCACUGAUGACGAAAACGACGAGUUGGAAUACGAAGCGUGGAAGUUGCGUGAAAUGAAACGGAUCAAACGAGACAAGGAAGAAAGAGAGGCUAUGGAAAAGGAGCUGCUGGCAAUCGAGCGUAUGCGCAACAUGACCGAGGAAGAGCGGCGCGUGGAACAGCGCCUCAACCCCAAGGUCGUCACCAACAAGUCUGUGAAGGGCAAAUACAAGUUCCUGCAGAAGUAUUACCACAGAGGUGCAUUUUAUUUGGACAAAGAAGAAGAUGUGUUCAAACAAGACUUCUCUGGACCCACAUUGGACGAUCACUUUGAUAAGACUGUUUUACCAAAGGUGAUGCAAGUAAAGAAAUUCGGCAGAUCAGGUCGAACCAAGUACACUCAUCUAGUGGACCAAGACACUACCGAGUUCGACUCUGCGUGGAGCAACGAGACAUCGGCCGCUCGCCUCGCGAACUUCCGCGGUGGCAUGAAGCAAGUGUUUGACAAGCCCUCCGCUAAGAGGAAACAUACUGUAUAGACUACUGUGAUGUAUAAUAGUUAAGUGUAAUCAUAUUCCCAAUUAAAAUCUUUAAACAAAAACAAGCUUUUAUUUAAGCCAUGUACUAAAUUUAUGGUACUGAUUCUGAGCGCUAUUUAGAGUAUUCGCAUCUCUUUCUUACGAUGUAAUAAGAAAAGGACAGAUAAAAAUUUAAUUUAGAACUGUCAAACCUCGUGACUAGGUGCCAGUCGUGAGCCUAUUGCUUGUAGAGUACACUAAAAUUAGAGUCUUUAAAUUUAAAAUUCAUUUUCUGUCCUUUUUAGCAGUAUU